Molecule: messenger RNA, 1236 nt
Organism: Verticillium dahliae VdLs.17
Lineage: Eukaryota; Fungi; Ascomycota; Sordariomycetes; Glomerellales; Plectosphaerellaceae
Product: maltose permease MAL31
Exons: 7
Coding region: 1-1236 (411 amino acids)
Biological process (GO): transmembrane transport; carbohydrate transport
Cellular component (GO): membrane
Molecular function (GO): carbohydrate:proton symporter activity
Source: RefSeq, a predicted model, not a curated record
AUGAGCAACCCUGUGGGUUCCAAGCCGCCUAGCGGCGAUCCCGAAGUGGAGGGACACAAAGCUACCGUCGAGCAUGCCUACGACAUCGACGAAAAGGCUCGAGCCGCCGACUACAGGGCUGACGCCAUCGAGGCAGAGAACACGGAAUACAAAAUGGGCGUGCUCGAAGCUGCGAAGGCUUACACCAUGGCUUCUCUGUGGGCCUUCGCCAUGUCUUGCACGAUCAUCAUGGAGUCUUACUGCGUCUUCCUGAUGGGCAACUUCAUCGCGCUGCCUGCCUUCGCCGCUCAAUUCGGCGUUGGCGGCCCCCUUGGUGCUAUCAUCGGUGUGUGCUUUGCCGGCCCCCUGACGAGCCGUAUUGGAUACCGCUGGGCGACUAUUUCUGGGCUUAUGGCCCUCAACGCCUUCAUCUUCGUCUUCUAUUUCGCAAACUCGCUGCCCGUUAUUCUGGCCUCUCAGCUGCUCGAGGGCAUACCUGAGAUCGUGCCUAUGAGGUUGAGGGCCCCGACUACGCAGAUGUUGCAGAUGUUCUGGGCUAUCGGUGCCAUUAUCGUCGGUGCUGUCACGUAUCGCUACAACACGCUUGAUAGCGAGACAGCCUUCAGGGUCCUUAUCGCGCUGCAGUGGACGUUCCCUACGCCUCUCGCCAUUCUCAUCUGGAUUGCCCCCAAAUCACCUUCGUGGCUCGUCCGCAGGGGCAGUCUCGAAGAUGCUGAGCGUUCUGUUCAGCGCCUGGAAUGUAAGUCUGUGGCCGUCAACCUGAAGGAGUUGGUGGCGAUGAUGCGUCGUACUAUCGAGCUCGAGAAGACCGAAAAGGAGCCCAACCACCUCGAGCUGUUCAAGGGUACUGAUUGUUACCGUACUCUAAUUGUCUGCUGUGUGUAUGCGGCGCAGAACCUGACUGAAGCUGGCAUGAGCACCGAUACCGCUUUUGCCAUGGGUCUUAUCACCUCGGCCUUGCAAACCGUCAUGGUCAUGCUCUCCUGGAUUCUCACUCCGUAUCUCAGCCGCCGCACAAUUUUCCGGCACAUGGAUCGGCGGUCGGAGGGCAGGGCUAUGUUGGAGAUGAACACCAGGAAACGAACACCUAUCACUGUUCAGCAAUUGUACUUUCUUGUAGGGAGUCAUGCCAAGAUAUGGAACGUUGAAAACUGCACUCUUGGCCACAUGGGAUAUGAUGGUCUAUGGCCUUUGGGCCCUUCCUAUACGGUACAUAGAACCCUGGGAUACCUCUGA